CAGGAGAAUUCUUCGACAUCGGGCAUUCUGUAUGGAAGCAGCACAGACACUUAAAAAAUGGACAGAGAUCGAAAGAGUCCGGAUAAAGACAAAGUGUCUUGUGACAGAGGCGACCCGGACGUCGACGGCCAAUCAUGGGCGGGAAGUCCCGGUUCUUCUCCCGCACCGGACUUGAAGACGACGGUGUCGCUAGAAGGAGAAGAGAGUUACCUCUGCGAUGAUAAACUAAAGAAACAACUGGACACGCUUGUCAUCAGAGAAAACAGCGUGGAUGCAAGACUUCAAGAGGUGGAGACCAGACUGGCCUCGGCCGAAACCAAACUGCGCAGCUGCAAUGACAUACUGGCGCUGAUUGGUCUGCUGAAAGACCGGAUCCGACUGGUCGACGAGGAUGAGAUUUUGCCCAGCAACGCUGAAUCCUCAUCAUCGUUCAGCGGUCAUCAGGCAGAAGGGUACGCAUCCCGGUCACCUUUAAGGUCACCCAACUCGCCUAUGAGGUCUGCCAAGUCACCCAUCAGAUCACCCAAGUCGCCCAGAUCGCACUAGCUAUAGACCCAGACUGUGUCUAUCAAAUCACCAUGAUGCAUCCUACUUUGUGACUACCUAGACUCACCAUAACAAGAUGUGCUCUAUCAUCAUCCCAUUUCAACUGCUGUUUCAACAUCGAGAAAGAUGCAUAACCUGAACCCUGUUCAAAGAAGAGUAAAAUCAAUUUCCAUGGAUUAAUAAGAAUCAAUUUUACUUCUUGUCUAAAAUUGAAAAUCUAUCCAUCUUUGCACAUGGAGAAUGUCUAAAUAAAUUAAAUGUGACAAGUUUGUCGUGUACUGUUAUGAAGAAUUUCUUCUUUACGUAAACUGAUCAAUUUUAAUGAUCAUCAACAUUGUGUUGUUAAAAAACAAGUGCGAGUGCACAAUAAACUCUGGCCCGGUUCCGGAAUGUCUCACUUCA
Messenger RNA from Patiria miniata (bat star), 948 nucleotides. RefSeq lists its product as uncharacterized. Bases 58 to 546 code for a protein of 162 amino acids. The record is from RefSeq and is a predicted model, not a curated record. The transcript is spliced from 3 exons. NCBI's taxonomy places the organism in Eukaryota, Metazoa, Echinodermata, Asteroidea, Valvatida, Asterinidae.